This is a messenger RNA of Medicago truncatula (barrel medic), 2692 nucleotides long. RefSeq names its product exonuclease 1. The record is from RefSeq and is a predicted model, not a curated record. Bases 188 to 2353 code for a protein of 721 amino acids. Gene Ontology annotation, molecular function: metal ion binding; 5'-flap endonuclease activity; 5'-3' DNA exonuclease activity. The transcript has 15 exons. Lineage: Eukaryota; Viridiplantae; Streptophyta; Magnoliopsida; Fabales; Fabaceae.
AUGUGAGUGGAGGGAGGAUCAAAUCCCAAUAAUGAAAACUUUCCCGCCACACAUUUUCGUGCGCGCGUCUCUCUCCUCUACUCUAUUAUAGAAAGCGAAGAGUCGCGUAUCAUGAAUCAUGAAGUAGAAGAUUAACACUGUACAGUGAGAGUGUGUCUGUUGAAAACUACGAAGAAGAAGAAGUGAAAUGGGAAUCCAUGGUCUGUUACCGCUACUCAAAUCAAUUAUGAUUCCAAUUCACAUCAAAGACUUUCACGGCUGUUCUGUCGCCAUCGACACUUAUUCCUGGCUUCACAAAGGUGCCCUUUCUUGCAGCACCGACCUCUGUAAAGGCAUACCCACUACUAGGCACAUUGAGUAUUGUAUGCAUAGAGUGAAUUUGCUGAGACAUUAUGGUGUUAAGCCUAUUCUUGUAUUUGAUGGAGGGCUUUUACCAAUGAAGGGUGAUCAAGAGAACAAGCGUGCCCGGUCUAGAAAAGAAAAUUUGGAACGUGCGGUUGAACAUGAAGCAAAUGGAAAUUCUACUGCUGCCUAUGAGUGCUAUCAGAAAGCUGUUGAUAUUUCACCUCAGAUUGCACGAGAACUUAUUCAGGUACUGAAGCAAGAGAAUGUGCAGUAUGUUGUUGCCCCAUAUGAGGCAGAUGCCCAGAUGACAUUUUUGGCAAUUAGCAAACAGGUUGAUGCAGUUAUAACCGAAGACUCUGAUCUUAUACCAUUUGGUUGUCCAAGGAUUAUCUUUAAAAUGGACAAGUUUGGUCAAGGUGUUCAGUUUCAGUAUUCCAUGCUACAAAAGAAUAAGGAGCUUAAUUUUGAAGGGUUCAACAAACAAAUGCUUCUUGAAAUGUGUAUUUUGAGUGGCUGCGACUAUCUUCAGUCCUUGCCAGGCAUGGGUCUCAAAAAGGCUCAUGCAAGCAUUAAAAGAUUUAAAAGCUAUGACAAGGUUCUUAAGCACUUGAAAUACAACGGUGUUUCUGUACCUCCCUUUUACGAAGAGUCGUUCAGGAAGGCUAUUCUUACUUUCCAAUAUCAACGAGUUUAUGAUCCAGUUAGUGAAAAUAUUGUCCAUUUGGCUAAUAUACCUGAGGAUAUUGGUGACGAGUUAGACUUUUUAGGCCCACCAUUGCCAAAAGAUAUAGGACAAGGAAUAGCAGAAGGAGAUCUUGAUCCAAUUACCAAAAUGCCAUUUGAGGGAGACAAAUUUGCUGCCAGAUUGGAAAUUGCAGGAACUAGUCAAUUCAAAACACUUAAUUCUGAAAGGGUGAAGAAAAGGAUUGAUCUGCCUGUGCAGAAGAAUCUCUUGACCAAGUAUUUUUGUUUUGCAUCCCUUGAAGCAAAAAGGGAAUUCAAAGCGCCUCGGACGUCACCUACCACUGCUAAUCAAAGUACACUGAUUUCCUCUUCUGUCAAUUCCCUAGAACAUCAGACAUUAGAAGCUGCUGCUAGAGAAACAGUGAACUCUGGUGCAUCCACUGUUGACACUGAGAAUUGUGACAGCAGCCUUCCUCCUAAUAGCUAUAUUGAAAACAGUUUUCCCACCAAAACUUUGGAGCUUAUGGAAUCACCGAAUCAUGUAUCUAUGGCAGGAGAGAAGAAAGGAAGUCCUGAUCAUACAAUAUUGAGACAGCCGAGGCAGCCAAUUCAUAAACCUUGUUUGGGGUUGCAUAAGGAGCAUGAGCUCACAAAUGUCGAAGACAAAGCCGAAGAGAAAACCAAGGAGACAAAAAGAAAGGUAAUUGUAAGGAGUCGUUAUUUUCAGCAGAAACAAGUAGAAAAGAAUGCUUGUGACGUGAAACAAGAGCAGCUGUCCUCUUGCAUCGUCAUUGAUGAGAGAAAAAAUGGCAUAUCAGGCGGUGAUUUAUGUAACAAGCAUUUGAAGAAUGAUGACCUGAAAAAGAAGGUCUACCCUAAUGACACUAUUCAAAGUGAAAAUUUGCAGGCCAGGAAAAUGAAUCCUACUUCAUCUACUCAUGAUAAUGGUUGCUCUGAUCACAAUGUUGGCGGGCCAUUCAAAGAGAAUAGUGCUCAAGAAGAAAAAUUUGGAACCAACAUUUCCCAUUUAGGCCAUUAUUCACAAAUAUCUGAGAAGUCUUUGGAAAGAUUUGCCUCUGUAAUAUCGGCUUAUAAAUAUACCUCUGGCUCUCGUGUCAGCGGUCUUCGUGCUCCUCUGAAAGAUGUUCGCAACACUCAUAAUAAGAGGCCUGCAGCUGUGGACUUGAGCCAAUAUGCAUACGUGCCAAAACCAACAAAGACUAGAAGAGUAGCUCCUGAUGUUCGCAACACUCGCAAUAUUAGGCCAAAAGCUGUGGACUUGAACCAAUUUGCAUAUGUACCAAAACAAAGACUAGAUGAAUAGCUCAUGGGAAUUACUUCAAGUUGUUUAAGAAGAAAUUUCCAGUUUUGAUUCAGGUUAACGUCAUCCCUCGGAUGCCAUUCUGCCCUAGCCAGGACCUGUACUGAGUUAAUUCUUAUUUGGCAGCUGUAAAUUGUAUUCUUAAUCCAACCACUAAUUUACUUGGGAUUUGGGAAUUAGUUGUCUUAAUGUGAUCUUCAUGUAAUACCGCAAGGCAAACUUGGUUGAAUUUCAUUAUUAAACAGUGGAAGCUUCGGUAUUAGUUGUAUAUCAUGUUGUAUGUCACCAUGCUUGGCAUUUUUCACAAUUGAUGCUAAUUGAAAAAUAGAAACAUUAAUUUUC